AUGGAGAAAAUUGAGUUUCGCGCAGUCAUCAAAUUCCUUACUAAACAAGGAAAACCUCCCCAGACUAUUUUGGAAGAAAUGUCUUCUUUUUACGGGGACUCUUGCCCUGCAAAAUUUACCGUGUCGAGACAAGGUAAACCUGCGCUUAUAUACAAAGGCUACACGUAUAGAAAACACCAAGUGUCGAAAAGGGGUAUACGAUGGGCUUGCUCUAGCCACAAGCACUGCACCGCCUGUGUUCAUACUCACGAUACUUCAGAAACUGUCGUGAAAGAGGGUGCAAAGUUUACUGUGUCGAAACAUGGUAAACCGGCGCUUAUAUACAAAGGCUACACGUAUAGAAAACACCAAGUGACUGGGAGGGGUAUACGAUGGGCUUGCUCUAGUCACAAGCACUGCACCGCCUGUGUCCAUACUCCUCACGAUAAUUCAGAAAUUGUCGUCAAAGAGGGUGCUAAUGAAGAAAUUACUGAUUUGAAGCCCGUUUUCACCACAUCUAAAAAGGGUAAACCAGUUCUUAUUCUUGGAGGCUACAAAUAUUAUCACAGUGAUCCGCUGACAGAAGUGAAGAAACCGAUGUUCACAUAUUCCCAAAAAGGAAAGAAGAAUAUAAUUAUGAAUGGUUAUAAGUUUUAUAAGAAGACAGACUCUAGAAGACCACAGAGUACGAGUAGAGCGAGAUGGGUGUGCUCAAAAGGACUGCACAUGGGUUGUACAGCUAGAAUGAUAACCCAAGAUGACACUAUAGUUGCCUGUCAGCCGUAUCAUAACCAUAAACCUUGA
Diatraea saccharalis (sugarcane borer) is the source of this 783-nucleotide messenger RNA. The record is from the annotation of a GenBank genome assembly. Lineage: Eukaryota; Metazoa; Arthropoda; Insecta; Lepidoptera; Crambidae.